UGCAGUCAUGGUUUUGUUUGGUGAGUAAACAAGAAAGCAGAGCCUGCCAGAGCUAGAGUAGAGCCUAGAGGGCUAGUCUACGCCACUACGCGAUACGCCGGUCUACAAGUAUUAGUUACAACACCAUGUAAAUAAUUGUUACCACUCAUCGCGUUUCUGCUUGCGUAGAUCGACGCGUCGUACUUCUUUUUGCCUGUGACUUAUCCUUCUGCUUUGGCCCGUUUGGGGGUGCUGUCACAUCUAUGACUAUUCUGCUGUCUUGCGCAGCACUUGCACAGCGAAAGUUCGUGGCGAACACUCCUCCGUCUUCGUAGCGCAAGGAGCGCUGAGUAGUCGCUGAUUUGCCCGGACUUCGAGCUCACAGACCGCGUAGAUCUACAGCAUGAGCUUGUAGCUCGACUGAUAGGUCGUGAAAGAAUCACUGUUUGGCUAAACUGUACUUGUCAGCGGCUUCAUUGUCGGCAUCAUCGCGGCGUCAUCUGAAGUUAGUGGAGCAGUGGAUAGUGCCGUCCCUGCGUUUGAGGCAGCCAGCACCAGAUUUAUCUCUAGAGCAGACAGAAAAGAUGAGUGUCGACGGCUCCGCUUCGGAGUUUGGCAUUGCGGCUCCUCCGCAGCGUCGUGCCAUGAGUGCCUUCCCAGCGACUGGCGCAUACAUGCCCACCGAUCCGAUGGACGUCUCGAAGUUCUCGCGACGGCAGCGAACGUUCAGCGCACGUGUCAGCAGCAAUCGGCCAUCGGUCCGCGUUGAAGCCAGGACCUACUCUGCCAUGAAGGCGGCUGGUCCUGACAAGUGGAUGAACUAUGACCGACCAAAGACGGGCCGAGAGGGAUGGUGGAGACGUGAUGUUGUGGACACACCCAAGCCUGGAGCGUACAACUUGCCUGACUUUCUCGUUGACAUUGACAAGAAGCCUUCUACGUAUCGCUUCAGCGCACCGGAGAGGGAGUGCCAGCUUGCCGAUCCUGGCAAGUCCGGAGAACUGCUUGACCCGUACAGAUACGAUCACAAGUCGUUCUUAGCUGAGACAAAUGCCAAGAAGUUGACGUACGGCUUCAAGGUCACCGAGCGUGAUCAAGCACCCAAGAUUGGUGAUGGCUUUGGCGACAAACACCUAGCAAAUCUGGAUCCAACGAUGUACCGCACUGUCAACUUCCUGCCCGAAGCUAGAGCGGAGCGCACAAACUCUGCCUUCAAAUCCAAGUAUAAACGGCACUCAUCUGGACCGUUUGUUCCGAAAGUUGGACCAUCUCCGGCAACCCGGGACCUUUCCUUACCACUGGGUAGUUCUGGUGCCCGACACAGCGGAACAUCUUCGUUCAUGUCCGGUGUGUCCCGGCUGCCCUCUCGACACACGGCCGUGCCUGGACCUGGCCACUACACACCAUCAGACCCUCGUCCCAUGCCACCAUCUAUCCUUGCACCAAAACGAGCGCGCAGCAAGAGUGCCCCAGCAUCGCGUCUCGGCACGUCAGCAAAGAAGUCAACCAACAGUAAAAUUGAGGAGCUGGAUGAUGAAGAGGAUGAAGAUGAAUCGAAGUAGUGAAUCAAGUAGUUCAGAAAGGAGUCGUCUGGGGAAUGCACAACGUAUUCUUCGGCCGGUAGUGCAAAACCGUCACAAAGCAUCUUCCCUGUUGCGGGGACUUGAGGUUUGAUUAUGCCAUUUGAUACUACUGCAUGUUGGUUGCGCCAAUUGUCUUGACUCCAUGCACUUGUGAUGCACUUGCUUGGCCUGAAAUCUAGUUUAUACAGUUACUGGGACAGCUACAGUGUGUGGACUGCACAUGAUAUUUGAGGCAUCCGCUACGAUCCCCUCACCAGUUUGCUCUACCCGCUAUCCAGAGAAUCAGUGUAUGGGAUAGCAACCCUUAUGUGUAGAGUAAAUGGGGGGGGGGGGGGGGCAUUUUUCUUCUUUUUUUCUGACUUAUGGUCUUCAACUCUGUUUUGUACACUAAAGAUCAUCAAUUGCAAACUUGUUUUGUUUUCCUUUUUCAACUUGAACUGUCUUGAAGUACAUGACUGGAUAGUGGCAUUCAGACCGGUAUCAAUGCUUUGCAAGUCCUGUACAGGA
This is a messenger RNA of Sycon ciliatum, 2069 nucleotides long. RefSeq names its product protein STPG4-like. Gene Ontology annotation, molecular function: histone binding; chromatin binding. Lineage: Eukaryota; Metazoa; Porifera; Calcarea; Leucosolenida; Sycettidae. The record is from RefSeq and is a predicted model, not a curated record. The coding region runs from base 564 to 1541 and encodes 325 amino acids. The transcript has 7 exons. Gene Ontology annotation, cellular component: germinal vesicle; male pronucleus; female pronucleus. Gene Ontology annotation, biological process: epigenetic programing of male pronucleus.